Molecule: messenger RNA, 6718 nt
Organism: Lineus longissimus
Lineage: Eukaryota; Metazoa; Nemertea; Pilidiophora; Heteronemertea; Lineidae
Product: mitogen-activated protein kinase kinase kinase 20-like
Exons: 14
Coding region: 174-3425 (1083 amino acids)
Biological process (GO): protein phosphorylation; signal transduction
Cellular component (GO): cytoplasm
Molecular function (GO): ATP binding; protein kinase activity; protein binding
Source: RefSeq, a predicted model, not a curated record
UUGCUAAGCAAAUGUUAAAAUAGGUCAAGAAAACUUUUACAAAUGUCUCGAUAUUUCAAUCAAUCUUGGUUAAUUUACUGAAAUUCACAUUUGUGAAUGUAAAUCAAAUGGUGUAAACUUAAAAGAAUCAUCUACGACUAGGAAAGAGACAGAGCGCCACCUAUAGGGAGGAAAUGGCGCGGCCAAUGCUGCAUGAAAUUGACGCCAAUGAUUUAGAAUUCUUCGAGAGAUGUGGCGGUGGAACAUUUGGGAGUGUUUACCGGGCAAAAUGGAUUUCUCGCGACAUGGAGGUGGCUGUCAAGAAGUUACUUGUCAUGGAAAAAGAGGCAAGUGUUCUGAGCAUGCUGAGUCAUCGAAAUAUCAUCCAAUUCUACGGUGCCGUCCUUCAAGAGCCCAACUAUUGCCUCGUCACUGAGUACGCAGAGAAUGGGUCACUCUACGCCUUCCUCCAACUUCCCGGCAACUCACUCGAUUUCAGCUACAUCAUCCAAUGGGCCAAAGACAUCGCUCUCGGCGUAAACUACCUCCAUAACGAGGCUCCAGUCAGGGUCAUUCAUCGCGACCUCAAGUCAAAGAAUGUCGUGAUAACGGGCGACUGGUUGUGUAAGCUUUGUGAUUUCGGUGCGUCGCGGACGCUGAAUAGCACAACGAAAAUGUCGCUUGCGGGGACGUUCCCUUGGAUGGCGCCGGAGGUGAUACAGAGUCAGCCGGUGUCUGAGUCAUGUGAUACGUGGUCUUACGGCGUGUGCCUAUGGGAAUUACUCACCAGCGAUGUCCCUUUCAAGGGUAUAGAGGGUUUCCAGGUGGCCUGGUUAGUCGUGGAGAAGGCGGAACGCUUGCCAAUCCCGAGGUCGUGUCCACCUUGCUUUGGACAACUGAUGAAGAAGUGUUGGAAUUUUGACCCAAGGGAGCGACCAUCUUUUAAACAGAUUCUGACCGCACUUGAUAAUAUGUGUGAGGAUGAAUCGCUGCCGUCGAUUACAAACUCUUUUGUCGGAAAUAAAUCCGAGUGGAGGAAUGAGAUUGAAGAAACUUUGACGAGGUUGAAAAAAGCGGAACAUGACUUAUAUGCAAAGGAGCGCGAUUUAAUGGCGAGGGAAAUGAAAGUUAAACUCAGGGAGAAAAAUUUAGAGCAGUCCAAUCUAAAAGAGACAACGUUACACCAUGACGUUACCGUGUGGACAGAUGUGGAUGUCUAUCAUUGGGUAAAACAGCUUGGGAAUGAAGCAUAUGAUCUCGCCCAGUAUGGUGAAUUGCUGCAAGCGAACAACAUCAACGGGAAACGAUUGCUGCUGCUGACUCAGGGAGACCUCAAGCAAAUGGGCAUCACAUCCUUCGGACAUCGCUUAGAUUUACAUACGGAGAUCCAACUGCUCCAGGCUUGUAACUUUGCGUUGAAGAAUUUUCCCCCUCUGGCUCCGGUUCCAAUGGAGGAAAAGAAAUCACCAAUGGUUGAGAACAAGAAAAUGACAAUCACUCUGUUGUUUGGAAACCACAUUCGACUCGGUGCAACGACAAAGGACCACAAGUGGAAGAUGUACAUGGAGAUUGAUGAAGAAGAAGAAGAAGAUGAAAUUGAAUGCAACCUCGUCCUGACCUGCAUCAGAUUCGUCGAGUUUGUGUGCCAUGGGGCGGGGCAUGAUAAGACAUUCAAGCUGAAGCAGCCUCCAUAUGUGAUGGAAAAAUGGCUGGUUGGGAUUGCUGAGGACUUGGAGAUAGAGUGCAAUGUCACAUUUGAGGAUAAAGUCAAGAAACCACGCAGUAUCAAAUACACCCACACAAUUAAAACCUGCGGGACGAGCAACGUCGAACAACAGAGCGUGACCUUGACCUUGAAGCAAACCAAAUUCAUCGCCGAGUCACCAAACUCUACCAAGGGUGCCUCUUUGGUCCAUAGUCAGAGUAGUCCAUUCCUUGUCGGUGGGCUGAACAGUUUGGCAUCACAGGCUUACCAGGAGCCUGAAAACAGAGAUACGUGGGCCAGUGUCGUCGCGGCCAGGUCACGGCCCGCUCCGACUGGUUACAUCGACGUCCAGAGAAAAUACUCCAUACCAAGCAUAAACAGUCCUAAUCCGCAAGCGUCUCCGAAUUAUAGUCCGAAACGAAGCCAGCCGCAAAGUCCAUCGCACAGUCGGCAGCAGAGCCCGGCCAUUAGUAGCAGCCAAUCACAACCAGUCAUUCACAGCACUCGGCGCUCGCCAGAUUUUGGCGCUCGAUCGCGUAAUUCCAGCGGCGCUAGGUCACCUGAUGCUCAAAACAUUCGCCGACGCCUCAAGGAUGUUUCUCAUAAUUUGAAUCGUAACGACAAACUAAGACCAGUGAGCGAUUCGAAUGUUUUCUUUUCUAUUUCGUCCGAUUCGUCUCAUGCCAAUAGUAUCGCCAGCUCAAAUGGACACGAUGAUUGCUUGGACGCAUCGUCCAGUACCGUAGUUCUUUGCGCCAACUGUCGCUCGCCCGGGCUCUCGCCAAGUCGGCAGAAGCGAUGGUCGGAUGUUAUCAAGUCACCGAGUGAGACUGAUAGCGUCGAGGUGAAGACGAGAUGUUCUAGCGAUGCCGCGUUGAUUGAGAAACGCUCUGCAAGAAAUGUUAGGAACUAUUCCGAUUCGGUCAAUGUGAAUUCACGGACGGCGUCGAGGGAGAGUAUGCCGCUCUGGCGCCAGACUGGAUCCACGAGUAGUGAUUCCCGGUCGCCAGCCGAUUUCAGACCGCCGCGACCUUACGCUGGAAACAGGAGGCCAGGUUCAGCCGGAAGCCAGGGGCGACCAUUGUCUGCUGGAAGCCAGGGGCGGCCAGGUUCAGCCGGAAGCCAGGGGCGACCAUUGUCUGCUGGAAGUCAAGGGCGACCAGGAUCUGCUGGUAGUUGGAGGCAGCAAAACGCCCCACGGGGUAGAGGUGGGGAGGGUCAAGGUUACACUGGGAGGGGUCGAGGUCGGGGUCAAGGACGUGUGGACUACAAUCGCGGUCACAGUGAUUGUUCCCAGAAUCUUAGACGGAAUAAUCCACAGGAGCAUCAGCAGUUGGGAACAGGGGAACAGUACCAGCGCAGCCACAGCACCACUGACGCCAAGAGGCUUAGUCAGCAGGGAAAACCGGUUUGCGGGAAUGACCCGAAUCGUCUAAUCACAGAUGGUGCCACCAAUGAGAGCUUUCCACAAAACGCGUAUGAUUCGCCGAAGAAAUUAACUCUCGGGAUCCCAGGUGCUGAUGUUAGCGUCUCAUGGGAUAGCCCGACCCCUUCACCUCAGACAACAGCUAGUCCCCAGACGACCUCUAGUUCUCGAACGACCUCUAGCUCAAAUUCCGCCUCAAGCGUUUCACCCGCGACGAAAAAAAACUCUGGCUGGACUGUUGUUGGUGGGAAGUCGAAGAAAAAGCAAGGUCAGAGGUCAAGUCGGGGUGGGAGAAAUCAAGGACAUCGACAUUGAUGUAUGUUACUGACGAUUAGUAUUGUGCCAAUAAUUUAUAAGGCUUACUUAUAUAUUUUUUGUAUUGCCUGUUAGAGAGAUUAACCUUUUGAAUCCCGGUGACCGAGCAGUCGGUCAUUUUGAAAUAACGUUUUUUCCCAACGACCGACAGGUCAGUCUCAAGUGAUAUUUUUAUUCCCUUGAGCUGGGACGCUAGUUUAUUGCUUGUUUUAGCGUGUUUGAUGUACAGUAGGGUCAGUUAGAGCUUGCCUGGGUAGAUGGCGCCUCGGUACCGGACUUUGGCAGUUGUAUGCAGGCGCUAUACAUGGUGAAAGUCAGACCCAAUUUUGCAACCACGUGACCACACUGGGAUUCCGGGAUUUUCAAAUUUUGGGAUUCAAGAGGUGAAGAUUUUACUUUGAGAAAAGAGGACUAGGUGAUUUUUCCUCUCCAGUCAGGGUGAUUGUUUUGAAUUAUCAUUUCUUGGCGUACCAGAUAUUAAAAUUGUGUGCCUUUCAUAUUUUCUGGUGGCUCUAGAAAAUGGAAAUGCAGUUAUACACAAUGCCGUAGUGGAGUUAUCAUGCAUGCAAAUUUGCUGAAACUUGGUAUUCAUAGUAUUUGUAUAUCAGUCUACACAACGACAAUGUUGGAAUUUAUAUCAAGUAAGCAUUAAGGCGUUGAGAAGUUUCAAAUUCGAAUACAGUAGAACCUCUCUAUUGAGGACACCCUCUGGACUGACAAGUGCUGUCCUUAAUAGAGAAGUGUCCUGAUUAGAGAGGUCAAAUUGAAUGGAAACAGUCAAUUUGGGACCGAACCUAGUGUCGUUAAUAGAGAGGUUGUCCUUAAUAGAGAGGUGUCCGCUGAGGGAGGUUCUACUGUACACAUUUUUAAUGAACGGAAUAGGCCUUCUAAUCUUCGUAACGAGUUCAUUUCAUCUUCAUUCCUGCUAUUCUGAAGAAAAAAAUGCUUUCAAGUUUCAAACAUUAUACUGGAAGCAGAAUGUAAAUUUUGAAAAUUAUCUGAAAAAUCGGUUGGCAAUGGCAUGCAACUAUCAUUUUGUAAUUUGUAUUAUUUUACCAUUAUUUGUUUGAAAGUGGAACCGAUUUGAGUAAUUAUUGAAAAAAUUUGAAUGAUUUUUAACUGUGCAUCAUGUUUACAAUUUAUUGUGAAUCUGCUUGAUAAUCCCGGCAAUAAAAAUAAAAAUGUACGGUGGAACCUUCCUCAGCAGACACGGACACGGAAAACCUCUCUAUUAAGGACAACCUCUCUAUUAAGGACAACCUCUCUAUUAAGGACAACCUCUCUAUUAAGGACAACCUCUCUAUCAAGGACAACCUCUCUAUUAAGGACACUAGGUUUGGUCCCAAAUUGGUUGUUUCCAUUCAAUUUGAUGUCUCUAUUAAGGACACCUCACUAUUAAGGACAGCACUUGUCAGCCCCGAGGAUGUCCUUAAUAGAGAGGUUCUACUCUAUUUGUUUACAGUCCAACUCACUAUGAGGAACCUGCAGACCUAAAAAUCCAGAUGGCAGCACCGGUACACUUCCAGUGCAGUGAAGACUGUGAAGGAAAUUUACGCUGUCAAAGAGAAUGGCCCUCUAUAACACAUGAGUGUAGCGGGACAGACUGGGAAUCGAACCUGGACCUCAGGGGGUAACCGGCACCGAUUUUACCACCGCGCUACUCCGAAAACCUCAAGGAUUCAGAAUCUUGAUGAUCCUCAUAGAUGGCGUAGCAAGCCAUGUACCUUUUCGAGGUCAGUACGACCGUUGAAAGGACAACAGCAACUGAGUUUGACAUGGUGUCGUCUGCAGUUACAGUGGAACCUCCCUUAGCGGACACCUCUCUAUUAAGGACACCCUCUCUAUUAAGGACAACCUCUCUAUUAAGGACAACCUCUCUAUUUAGGACAACCUCUAUUAAGGACUACCUCUGUAUUGAGGACAACCUCUCUAUUAAGGACAACCUCUCUAUUAAGGACAACCUCACUAUCAAGGACAACCUCUCUAUUAAGGACAACCUCUCUAUUAAGGGCAACCUCACUAUUAAGGACAACCUCACUAUUAAGGACACUAGCUUUGGUCCCAAAUUGCUUACAUUCAAUUUGACCUCUCUAAUCAGGACACCGCUCUUUUAAAGACAGCACUUGUCAGUCCCAAGGGUGUCCUUAAUAGAGAGGUUCUACUGUAUAUUCAAAUGUCACUUGACGUCGCGCAUGCGUUUUACGACAAUCGGUGUCCAGAGUUCGCCAACAACCCAGUCUGACUCUCUGGAAAUUUUUUUUGGAGAUAGAAUUAAGGGAUGAAUUGUGCACAAAGGUCUUCAGUUCCAGUUCACUCGAUGUAUGGGUUCUGCCAUUUUGGAAAAAAAUUCUAUCGAAAUGGAAUUCGAGCCAGAAUUGAAGCUGCAGUAACCUUUCUAUUAAGGACACCCUUGGGACUGAGAAGUUCUGUCCUUAAUAGAGAGGUGUCCUGAUUAGAGAGGUAAAACUGAAUGGAAACAACCAAUUUGGGACCAAAACUACUGUCCUUGAUAGAGAGGUUGUCCUUAAUAGAGAGGUGUCCACUAAAGGAGGUUCCACUGUACAGUAGAACCUCCCUUAGCGGACACCUCUCUAAUAAGGACAGUACUUUUCAGUCCCGAGGGUGUCCUUAUUAGAGAGGUUCUACUGUAUUUUGAUUUAAGCUAUGCAGUACAUGUGCUCUGUCCUCAAUGUCUGGCGGUUUUAUUGAGUAUCUGAACAAUGAUUUUAAAUCCUUAAAGGAGUAGGCGGGUUAUUAAAGGUACAGUUGCCAAGCUUUUGGCUGCCAAACUUCCACAGUACAGUAUUAGUUUCCAUCAUCAAAUUCCACCAAAAAUGGAAAAGGAAAAACUGACGUAAGAAUCGGGUUUGCCAGAUGUUUAUGCCAGGUGAGCCCUCUGUGCAGCUAUCAACUUUGUUCUGGAUUACCCCAAUGCUAUGAUGACAACGACAGUGAUGCAAGUGAUGAUGCCUUGUGGUGACGUCAAGGCCAACCUCAGGUGCACUUGGGCAGUGCAAACUAGUCCAUGCCAGAAGUUGUGAUUGCUAAAAAUGACAAAAGGUGAAGAUUUUAAACAAAGUUGGUAAAACGUCCGACACUUUCAGGAAACUAGUUUACUUAUGAAACAGGGAAGAACAAACAUGUUGAACGAAUUAUCGGCCUACUCCUUUAAUUGAAAUGAUUUAAUUGGUCUCAUCUUGCCUAAUAAAUACCUAGUUUGUUAAAUUUUUAUGGAUUGAGCACAAAUGAUUAUCAUUGUUGAAUCAAAUGCUAGUAAAUUAUUAUGAAUUUUA